Messenger RNA from Paramecium tetraurelia, 615 nucleotides. RefSeq lists its product as uncharacterized. The record is from RefSeq and is a predicted model, not a curated record. The transcript has a single exon. Lineage: Eukaryota; Ciliophora; Oligohymenophorea; Peniculida; Parameciidae.
AUGUAUAGCACUGAAUCAAGUUAUGAUUUAAUGUAGAAAUUUGACAAAGAAAUUUUAGAAAAAUUGGAUAAAAAUAUUCCAUAUGAUGAAAUUAUUGAAUAUAUCAGAAAUCAAUCUAAUUAUAUUGAAAAAUAUGUUUAAAAGAAAAUUUCUAAAAUUAAAACAGAAAUUUCAGAAAUGUUAACUGACCAAUUGAAAAAGGAUUUGAAGUCUCAUCUUGAAAAGGUAAAUACAAAUACAAAAAAUUUACAAAAUUUUGUUUUUGAUGAUUCAAUAGCAUAAGAUUAUUUUAAACAAUUAAAUAAUCCCUCUGAAGGUCCAGAACUAUUAUAUAAAAUAGUUUUAAGUUGCCUUUAAGGAUAAGUCUAAUAGAAUUUCCUGGAAUCUAUCAAAGAUGAUAAAAGAGAUGCAUUCUAAACUUAAGAUUUUCAUAUCUUGGAUUGCCCUUUGGGGCUGCCAAGAUAAAAAUCAGAUGCUGAAAUUUAAAUAUUGCUUGAUUUUGUUUAAGCUUUUUAAAAGAAAAUUUAAGAUGCAAUUUAAAGUUUAGACACUUAGCAGAUAGCAUUUGAAAAACUGUUUGUUUCAGCUGAUUUAGAUGCUUUAUAACUUAAAUGA